Salvelinus namaycush (lake trout) is the source of this 2637-nucleotide messenger RNA. RefSeq names its product zinc finger protein 883-like. Gene Ontology annotation, biological process: regulation of transcription by RNA polymerase II. Gene Ontology annotation, molecular function: DNA-binding transcription factor activity, RNA polymerase II-specific; RNA polymerase II transcription regulatory region sequence-specific DNA binding. The coding region runs from base 255 to 1724 and encodes 489 amino acids. Gene Ontology annotation, cellular component: nucleus. The record is from RefSeq and is a predicted model, not a curated record. The transcript has 2 exons. Lineage: Eukaryota; Metazoa; Chordata; Actinopteri; Salmoniformes; Salmonidae.
GGAAGUCACUUCGCUUCCGGCCUACUCUGGCGAUUCUUCACCAAAUAUUCUGUGCUGGGCAUACUUUAUACUCUCGAUCUAUAAAGUACAUCGAUAAACUGACCUCAGAGCAACGACAAUCCAAUCUCAACGAAAGUAACGGUCAUCCCGUGGAAACUUUGGACUUGGCCUUCUACCUCUGGUCAUCUAAAGUGUAUGGAUUUCCUGCUGUCUUUUUGACUUCAUUGCCGUUGUUGCCACAUGAGCAGGACAACAUGAGUCGAAAGAGGGACAAGCUGUUGGAUGGACUGGAACAGAGUUUAUACACUCUAACCAAGGACAACUUAUGUUACCUGUGCGUUCGUUGUGGAAUAGGCUCCAAGGAUAGGUUCAAAGGUAAAGAAAACAGUGAACGCACGCUGCGGCGUCAAAUCAUGGAGGAAAUCUGGGAAAAUGAGGAUUCAAAGUCUUGGUUACUCCAACUGAAAGAGGACAUCCGAGGUAUACAGGAGGAUGCUAGACAUGUAACCAUGAGCUCCAGUGCAUCGAGCAGCAUGUCCUCGAGUCCCAGCCAGUCUGAUGGUGAUGGGGACGCUGCAGACUGCCAUGAAGCUGGGAAGCCUCGACAGUUGGAAGUGACUCGGCGAACACACACUGGAGAGAAUCCUUACAGCUGUAAUCAGUGUGGGAAGACAUUCACUCAGUCAGGAAGCCUGGCAACUCAUCUGAGAACACACACUGGAGAGAAACCUCAUAGCUGUGAUGUAUGUGGGAAGACUUUUAACGUAGCCUUCAAUCUGAACCGACACCAGCGAACACACACUGGAGAGAAACCCUACAGCUGUGAGAAGUGUGGGAAGAGCUUUUCUCAGUUAGGACUACUGGCCAGCCACCGUCGUUCGCACACAGGAGAGAAACCGUAUGUCUGUGAUCAGUGUGGGCAGAGCUUUGUCAAUCCGGGAUCCCUGGCAAAGCACAAGCGAAAACUACAUGCAGGAGAGAAGCCUUAUAGCUGUGCGGAUUGUGGGAAGAGUUUCUUUGAAUCACAUACCCUGGCUAACCAUCGGCGGACACACACAGGAGAGAAGCCUUAUAACUGUGAUCUAUGUGGGAAAAGUUUCGCUCUGUCAGGAACCCUGAUUAAACAUAAGCUGACUCAUACAGGAGAGAAACCGUACUGUUGUGACCAGUGUGGGAAGAGCUUCCGUGAAUCAGGAAGGUUGAAAGUUCACCAGAGAAUGCACACUGGAGAGAAACCUUACGGCUGUGAUCAAUGUGGGAAGAAAUUUGGUCAUUCGCAACACCUGAAAGAACACCUGCGAACGCACACAGGAGAGAAGCCAUUUAGCUGUGAUCAGUGUGAGAGGAAAUUCACUCAACCACAACACCUGAAAUCACACAUGAGAACACACACUGGAGAGAAGCCGUUUGUCUGUGAUCAGUGUGAGAAGAGAUUCGCUCAUUCACAACAACUCAAAGCACACCUGCGAAUACACACUGGAGAGAAACCUCAUAUCUGCGAUCAGUGUGAGAAGAAAUUUGCUCAUUCACAACACCUGAAGGAUCACAUGCGUACACACACAGGAGAGAAGCCAUACAUCUGUGGAGAGUGUGGAAAGAGCUUUGCUAGAACAGGAACAUUGAAAGUGCACCAGAAAUCACACGCAGCAGGUGAAGUGUGUACAGAUCUGCCUCCCCAGCAGCAGUUCCAGAACCCUCAAAUAAAUCUGAACAGCCCAAAGUAACAGAACCCUCGAUUAAAAUCUGAACAGCCCAAAGUAACAGAACCCUCAAUAAACUCUGAACAGCACAGAGUUCCAGAUCCAUCUCCCUCCCCGGGAUCAGUUCCAGAACCCUCCAUAAACUCUGAAAAGUUCCGCUGCUGGACUCCUCUAGCACUAGGCAAUUAUGACACCUAUCUGUUUUAUAUAUAUGCGGUAAAGAGGUCAAUGGAACUCGACCAAAACAAUAGAAAUGCCAUGGACACAGGUGGGAGAAAGAUGCCAUGGGGGAAAGAUCCCGAAUCUCCUCAUGGUCCCCUCACUAUAUGUUGAGGUUAAAAUCAGAGUAUAAUGCUUGUAUGGAUGUCAACCCCCAACACAUGUUCAUGUCAUCAUCACCAAAUCAACUGCAUUAUAGUAACAAAAGGACUUUGACUGCCAUCAACGAUUUGUGUAUGCUACAAGCUCAUGAGAACAGGAGUUAGCAUUUAGCAGUUACAUCUUCUAAACAGGAAAAGGGACAACUUUAAAAAUGUUAUGCAGAGGAAACAGACAAAUAUAUCGAAACCGGACUUCAGUAACCACUUUGUGGGCCUGUUACAUUACAUAAAUCAUAUGACUGAUUUGACGAACAUAUCCACUUGGUUAGAUCAGUUGUGUUGAAUGUGAGCCAAUGACGACGUCACAGCGUCCUGCUUUCCAUUGACCUCUUUUCCCUCAUCUCUGCCUGAAUCCAGCUCUACAGAUUCUGAAUUCAGUUUUAAUAGAUUAAAUACUAACUUUUUAUUUUUUUCCCCCAAUAGAAAAUGUUUAAAAAAAAAUUGAGGUGUGGUCAGAAAUUGAAUAAAAUAGCCUCAUGUACUUUUAUCUGCUUUAAGAUGACUUAAGACACUGUGUACAGAAACAUUGGUUCAUUAAAAUCAUUGAGUUACAUGGA